Messenger RNA from Sphenostylis stenocarpa, 253 nucleotides. Lineage: Eukaryota; Viridiplantae; Streptophyta; Magnoliopsida; Fabales; Fabaceae. The record is from the annotation of a GenBank genome assembly.
GUCUAAAGAGAGUGGAAUCCGCUGGGCGCUCCUUAAAUGCGCUGGGUGGAUCCUUAAAAUCAUUAGAGGGGAUUUCGUUGUCCAAUCUGUUGGACGCAUCUCUGAGGCGCUGGACGAAUUUUGGCUCUUAUUGGAACUUUUCUCGUUGGCAAAUCCACUGAGCGCAUCUUUUACUGCGCUGAGCGGAUUCUAUUUUUCCAAUAUUUCUUAUCUUCCUUCAAAUCCUGAAUCAAAGAACAACUUGGGAGAAUAG